Electrophorus electricus (electric eel) is the source of this 4463-nucleotide messenger RNA. It is a transcript of the gene mylkb, whose product is annotated as myosin light chain kinase b. NCBI's taxonomy places the organism in Eukaryota, Metazoa, Chordata, Actinopteri, Gymnotiformes, Gymnotidae. Gene Ontology annotation, biological process: protein phosphorylation. Gene Ontology annotation, molecular function: protein binding; protein kinase activity; ATP binding. The record is from RefSeq and is a predicted model, not a curated record.
UAGCUCGAGGAGAGAGGCUGGAAGCACAAGGACCAGGAUUUCCAUACAGUUCCUUAACAACUGACAUCCGUCUUCUCAAUCCAACAAGGCAGGAAGAGGACACGGACCCCCUCCCCCAACGCAGAGGUCUGGUGGCGAGGGAGCUCAAGCUCCAGGGUGCAGCAGUAACUUCCAGCAGUCGCAGAGUCUGGUCUAGGAGGGCAGAUGGACUUCAGGGCGACUCUCAAGCCCCGGCCAGGGCCUAAGCUUGGGUCAGAGGUCAAGACAAAUAUACCAACCAAAGUGGAUUUUAGGUCAGUGCUGGGGAAGAAAGAAGGGGGCUCAUCCAAGCCCCCCCUGCCAGAGCCACUGGCCAGCAGCACGCCUGCUGACUUCAGGUCCGUCCUCAAUAAGAAGAACCUGGAGUCUGAGAAAGCAGGAGGCAAACAGGUGACUUCAGUGCCGACAGCCGGUAACAGCAAGCAGAGCAGCAUGAAUGGCAUGAACGGAGCUGCGGAGAACAAGAUGACUGGCAUGGCAGAGAAAGGAGGUACACAAGAAAAAGUUGAUGGGGGUGUUGCAGAAAAGAAAAGCAAGUCAGCAGAAAAAUUGAGCCCAGCGCCAAGGACAGAUAUUGGGGCAGCAGAGCCAAAGACCAGAGACACAGACAGCACCAUGGGACAGGAGACCAGAAACACAGACAGCACCAUGGGACAGGAGACCAGAGACACAGACAGCACCAUGGGACGGGAGAAGACCAGCGAUGCAGAUAGGGGCCGGACUGAAAAGACUUCCAAUUCUGUGGAUGGAGAAGAUGAGGGGAAAGUGCCCUCAUUCACACAGACUCUGAAGGACGUCACUGUUGUGGAUGGAGAGAGACUGAGGUUAGAGUGCAUGGUGACCUCUGAGCCUCCAGCUGUCAUUACUUGGUUCUUGGAUGGGAAGCUUGUGAAACCAUCAAAAUUCAUUGUCCUAUCUCAGGAAGGAGGCAAGUGCUCUCUCACCAUAGACAAGGCUCUUCCGGAGGACGAGGGGCGCUACAAGUGCAAAGCAGAGAAUUCUGGAGGGAAAGCCGAGUGUUCCUGCAUGGUCCAUGUAGAUGAUCCAUCAGCAGAAAAUAAAAACAGGAAAAGUUCUUCUGCAGCUACUACAGAGAAUGAGGCCCGGAUAAGAAAGAAGCCAGCCCCAAAGACUCCCACCAAACAGGGUUCUCCUCCCCAGGUGCUACAGUUCCCCGGAGACCUGAAAAUCCGAGCAGGAGAGAAGGUGGAGCUGUUGUGCCAGUUUGGAGGCUCCACCCCCAUGACCUGCAUGUGGCUGAAGUUCAAAAAACCAAUUCAGAGAGGAAGUGGAGGCAUUACCAUAGAGAGCAGUGAGAACAGCAGCCAGCUGACAAUAGCAGCGAGUGAGCAGCACCACUCUGGCUGCUACACGCUGGACCUGCAGAACAAGUACGGCACCAGGCAGGCCUCACUCAACCUCACCGUCGUAGACAAACCUGACCCACCAGCGGGUGUGCCAGCCGCCUCGGACAUCCGUCAGUCUUCACUCACCCUGUCCUGGUACGGGCCCACAUACGACGGUGGCAGCAUCGUCCAGUCAUAUGACCUGGAGAUCUGGAAUUCCCUGGAGGAGAAGUGGCGCUCGCUCACCUCCUGCAACAGCACCUCCUACCAUGUGCAGCAGCUGCUCACCGACCGCCAGUACAAGUUUCGUGUGCGGGCUGUCAACAUGUACGGUGUCGGCGAGCCAAGCGCCGAGUCCGAGCCUGUGACCGUGGGUGUGCCCGAGGAAGCAGAAAAAAGAGAAGAGGAAGCCGAGCCUGCAGUGUCUGAUGAUGAUUCGGACAAGGAUCCUGAGUACAGGGACGUGGUUAUAAAGAAGGAUUGCAGUGUUAAGGAUUUCUAUGAUGUGGAGGAUCGUCUGGGAACAGGCAAAUUUGGUCAGGUCUUCAAGUUAGUUGAGAAGUCGACCAAAAAGGUGUGGGCAGGGAAGUUCAUCAAAGCCUUCUCCCAGAAGGAGAAGGAAAAUGUCCGUCAGGAGAUUGGCAUCAUGAACAGCCUUCACCACCCGAAGCUCGUGCAGUGUAUAGACGCCUUCGAGGGCAAGUCCGACAUUGUCAUGGUUAUGGAGAUGAUCUCUGGCGGCGAGCUGUUUGAGCGUAUCGUUGAUGAGGAUUUUGAGCUGACGGAGCGUGAGGUCAUUAAAUAUAUGCUCCAGAUCAUUGACGGAGUUCAGUUCAUCCACAAACAGGGCAUCGUGCACUUGGACCUCAAGCCUGAGAACAUCAUGUGUGUUAACAAGACGGGCACCAAAAUAAAGCUCAUUGACUUCGGCCUGGCGCGGCGGCUAGAGGGCUCUGCCUCCCUCAAGGUUCUCUUUGGGACUCCUGAGUUUGUGGCCCCAGAAGUGAUCAACUAUGAGGAGAUCAGCUAUCCAACAGAUAUGUGGAGCAUCGGUGUUAUCUGCUACAUCCUUGUGAGCGGCCUCUCUCCAUUCAUGGGGGACAACGAUAAUGAAACCCUUGCCAAUGUUACCUCGGCAACCUGGGACUUCGAGGACGAGGCUUUUGAUGAGAUCUCGGAGCAGGCCAAAAGCUUCAUCAGCAGGCUUCUGAAGAAAGACAUGAAGGCCAGGUUGACCUGUGCACAGUGCUUGGAGCACACAUGGCUCAAGCAGGACACCAAAAACAUGGAGGCCAAGCAGCUGUCCAAGGAGCGCAUGAAGAAGUACAUACUGAGACGUCGGUGGCAGAAAACAGGGAACGCUGUGCGUGCCAUCUCCAGAUUCAGCUCCAUGGGAAUGUUGGGAGGGAUUGGCCCAAAGAAAAGUUCUCCAACAGAAGAAAAGGCCCCUGCACCAUUCUUAGAGACUGUGGAAGAUGAGAACCACACCCCUGCACCCCCCAGCUUCUCAUUGGUGUUCCAGGAUGUGGAAGUCGUGGAGGGCAGUGCUGCUCGCUUCGACUGCAAGAUCGAGGGCUACCCAGACCCUGAGGUGGUGUGGUACAAGGACGACCAGCCCAUAAAGGAGACACGACACUUCCAGAUCGACUACGAGGAGGACGGGCACUGCAGCUUGGUGAUCUCUGAGGUGUGUCCCGACGAUGACGCCAAGUACAUGUGCAAGGCCGUCAACACCCUGGGAGAAGCCUGCUGCACUGCUGAACUGAUGGUGGAGUUCAUGCAGGGGGAGGAGGAGGAGGAGGAGGAGGAAGAGUAAAGAGCAAUGGGAUGAGCCGGGACACAUGGUUAAACACAUGGUUAAACAGAUGGUUAAACACAUGGUUAAACAGACGGACGAUCAGAUGCGGCAGACGCUACAAAAUCCCCUUAUGCUUAUGCUACUUCUCAGCUCCCUUACAGACAUUAAACCCAACCCUUAUAACCACUAAACCCAACCACUAAACUUCACCUUUACAGACACCAAACUCAACUCUUACAGACACUAACCCUAACCCUUACAGACACAACCCUAACCCCUGCAGACACUAAACCCCACACUUACAGACAUUAACCCCAACCCAUGCAGACACUAAACCCCACCCUUACAGACACUAAACCCCACCCUUACAGACACUAAACCUCACCCUUACAGACAUCAAACACAACCCGUGCAGAUACUAAACCUCACCCUUACAGACACUAACCCUAACCCUUACAGACACUAAACCCAACCCUUACAGACACUAAAUACAAUGUUUAUGGACACCAAGUCCAACGUUUAUAGACACUGACUAACCCCAACCCUUACAACACUUAUAGCCACUGACUGUAUAAAUCUUUCACUGAUGUAUCUAUUUAUGCACUUUUGUCUUUACAGCACAAUAGUAAUGGGAAAGUAUUGUUUAGGGUGAUCACCAGGACAAAAGACAUUCCACUGUGCUCUUGGUUUCAGAGGAUUCCCAACAUCUGAAUAUUGAAUAUUGUUCUUGCCAAAAAUGGACUGUUAUGCGAGAUGUGAUACGAGAAUUGCUUGCUUGUUGAUGCCUUUGGUACUUACACUUGGAUUAUUAGUUUAUUGAGUUUGUUUUUAUGAACGUCUUCAUCAGUGUCGGAUUACCAAUUAGGCAGCGUGACCUUUAGGGUUCCAGCGACAUCGGAUUUUAAUAAAACCGUUUCAGGAGACAAUUGGCGAGAUCGUGGCUGUCUAUGAGCCGCCACAGUUUAAUCCGGUACUGGUUUUCUUUUUUUUCUUUUUUCUUUUUUUUUGCGAAACAAUUCACGCUCCUUUAGCUUCCUCAAUGUCCAUCAAUCGUUUUAUGCACGCUUCACUGUUUUUAUUCCCAGUGAUGAAAAGGUUUUAUUGAUUUAAGCACUAAAUUAUCUUAGCGUGAUUUUCUCCUCCUAACCAGAGGCUGCAAGAUCAAAGACACUCUUGGAGACAUAACUGUAUAAAAGUGUUGGAAUUGAUUAAGAUCAUUUGACUCCUGUGUUGAACACAUUUGUAGACAAAAAAUUACACUUCUUCAAAGAAGAAAUUUG